GAUUAUAGAAAUAUGUAUAUUGUUGAAAAAAACUUUAGGAUAACUUUGAAAAUAUAAAUGUUUAAAUAAAAUCACCAAAAUAAAAAAGGAAAUUUAGUGAACAUUUCCUUAACAUCUUGUAUACAGUAUUCAUUUUUAACCUUUGCUUUUCAUUAACAUAACAAAAGUCUAAAAGUGGGUCUCUAAAACGUUAUGGAAAACUUUCCAAAGUUAAUUUUAUUAUUUAGUGGAAAAAGAAAAUCAGGAAAAGACUUUAUAACCGAUAAACUAAAAGAUAUAUUAGGUGAUCAAUGUGAAAUAUUAAAAAUAUCAGCACCGAUUAAAGAAUACUUUGCAAAAUCCCUUAAUUUAGACUUAAAUCUAUUAAUGUCUGAAAAACCCAAUAAAGAAGAGGUUAGAUUAGAAAUGAUUAAAUGGAGUGAGAUGAAAAGAUCGGAAAAUCCUGGUUGUUUUUGUGAAAUAACUUGUAAUAAGGCAAAACCUGUAGAAAUUUGGAUUGUAAGUGAUAUUCGAAGAAAAACAGAUAUUUCUUGGUUCUACGAUACAUACCAAAACAAAGUAAAAACUAUACGAAUAUCCACAGAUUUAGAUAUUAGAGAAAAACGAGGAUUUCAAUUUGAAAAAGGAAUUGAUGAUGCAGAAUCUGAAUGUGAUUUAGAUCAAUAUAAAAAUUGGGAUCUCCAUGUUACCAAUAAUGAUUCAAUUACUUGUGAGAAAUCUAUAAAAGAAAUUGUAGAAUUAAUUAACAUUAAUAUUUUAUAAUUAAUUUAAUAUUUAAAUAAAAUUG
Messenger RNA from Onthophagus taurus, 787 nucleotides. Its product is annotated as phosphomevalonate kinase. Gene Ontology annotation, molecular function: phosphomevalonate kinase activity. Gene Ontology annotation, biological process: isopentenyl diphosphate biosynthetic process, mevalonate pathway; cholesterol biosynthetic process. Gene Ontology annotation, cellular component: cytoplasm. Lineage: Eukaryota; Metazoa; Arthropoda; Insecta; Coleoptera; Scarabaeidae. The record is from RefSeq and is a predicted model, not a curated record.